AUGGAGGUCCAAGACAAACAACAUCCAAGCCAUGAUGAAGAACAAGUGGUUGUAAUCAUGGUGCCUUUUCCAUCCCAGAGCCAUCUAAACCAGCUCCUCGAACUCUCCUGUCUCAUCUCCUCCUACAACAUCCCAGAUUCCCAGUUCACUAUGCCUAAGUUCCCCACUUCUCCAAAUCUCUCACCAUCGCCUUUUGAAUCCUCUUUUCAUCUCCGCCAACCCGUAGCUUCACUCUUACAAAAAAUAUCUCCCACAACCAGAAGAGUUAUCAUCAUCCACGAUGUCGUCAUGGCUUAUGUGAUUCAAGACGGUGCUACUCUACCAAAUGUAGAAUCAUUUGCUUUUAAUCCCAUUUCUGCGAUCAUCAGUUUCUUCGAUGGAUGGAAAGUUAUGGGAAAACCUUUCCAGAAGCGACAAGAAGUACCAGAAGGGUUGCCAUCUAUGCAAGAUUCAGGCGUCACUGCACCUGAGCUUGUAAAUCUUUCAAGUCUUCACUCUGAUUUUAGAUCUGGAAGUAUCAUUAAUUCAUGCAGAUCAAUCGAAGGUCCUUAUAUCGAUUUGUUAGAAAAGGAACACAUUGCUGCAGACCAGAAGCAAUGGGCAAUUGGGCCAUUGAACUUAUAUGACAGCAUAAAUUCAAAAGGCCAACACAAAUGUUUGGAGUGGCUUGAUAAGCAAGCUCCAAAUUCUGUGUUGUAUGUUUGGUUCGGAUCGACAACUUCAAUGACAGACGAACAAAUCAAAGAGCUUGCAAUUGGGCUAGAACAAAGUGAGCAGAAGUUCAUCUGGGUGUUCAGACAUGCAGAUGAGGGAUCCAUUUUUUCAGAAGAUGUCAAGAGAGGUGAACUGCCAGAAGGCAACAAGAAGAACAAUUGCAAAAGCAGCAACAGGAAGGAAAAAAUGAAGAAACUUGUGAGACUUCUGAACGUGCUACAAUUGCAAAAGCAGCAACAGGAAGGAAAAAAUGAAGAAACUUGUGAGACUUCUGAACGUGCUACAAUUGCAAAAGCAGCAACAGGAAGGAAAAAAUGA
Molecule: messenger RNA, 1032 nt
Organism: Camellia sinensis
Lineage: Eukaryota; Viridiplantae; Streptophyta; Magnoliopsida; Ericales; Theaceae
Source: RefSeq, a predicted model, not a curated record